GCAGCAGCAGCAGCAGCAGCAGCAGCAGCAGCAGCAGCAGCAGCAGCAGAAGAGGAAAGAGGCACCUUGGCGGAGGAGGAAAAGUGCUUUUGACUCCACCAAGCAAACCCACUGGAAGAUGCUGCUCCCCUGCGCCCUCCUCUUCUCGGCCCUCCUGGCUUCCAGCCGAGCAGAUAACCCUUGCUGUUCUAAUCCAUGCUACAACAGAGGAGUGUGCAUGACAACAGGUUUUGACACAUAUGAAUGUGAUUGUACACGAACUGGAUAUUACGGGGAAAACUGCACUACACCUGAAUUUUUGACCUGGAUAAGACUGACACUGAAACCUACUCCUGACACAGUCCACUACAUACUCACUCAUUUCAAAGGUGUCUGGAAUAUCAUCAACAACAUUCCGUUCCUUCACAGAACCAUCAUGAGAUACAUACUGAUGUCAAGAUCCCACUUAAUAGAGAGUCCACCAACGUAUAAUGGCCACUAUGGUUACAAAAGCUGGGAAGCGUAUGCAAACCUUUCAUAUUACACCCGAGCUCUUCCACCAGUGGAACACAACUGUCCCACACCGAUGGGUGUGAAAGGAAAGAAAGAGCUUCCAGAUUCCCAAGUCAUUGUGGAGAAAUUUCUCAUGAGGAGAAAGUUUAUACCAGACCCUCAAGGCACAAAUGUCAUGUUCACAUUCUUUGCUCAGCACUUCACUCACCAGUAUUUCAAGACGGAUCACCACAAAGGGCCAGAGUUCACAAAAGGCCUUGGGCAUGGGGUUGAUCUGAGUCACAUUUAUGGAGAGACUUUAGACAGACAGAUGAAACUGAGACUGCUUAAGGAUGGAAAGCUCAAAUUUCAGAUGAUUGAUGGAGAGAUGUAUCCACCUACAGUGAAAGACACUGAGGCAGAAAUGAUCUAUCCACCCCAUAUCCCUGAGCACCUCAGAUUUUCUGUAGGGCAAGAGGUCUUUGGUUUGGUUCCAGGACUGAUGAUGUAUGCCACAUUAUGGCUCCGAGAACACAACCGGGUGUGUGACAUUCUUAAAGGAGAGCAUCCAGAAUGGGAUGAUGAGCAACUGUUCCAAACCACCAGGCUGAUCUUGAUAGGAGAGACCAUCAAGAUUGUGAUUGAAGAUUACGUUCAGCAUUUAAGUGGCUACCACUUCAAGCUGAAGUUUGAUCCAGAGCUGCUCUUCAACCAACGAUUCCAGUAUCAGAACAGAAUAGCAGCAGAAUUCAACACGCUCUACCACUGGCAUCCCCUUCUACCAGAUACUUUUCAAAUUCAGGAACAAGAAUAUACUUUCCAGCAGUUCAUCUACAACAAUUCCAUAAUGUUGGACCAUGGCCUUUCCCACAUGGUGCAGUCUUUCUCCAAGCAACAGGCUGGAAGGGUAGCCGGGGGUCGGAAUGUCCCAGCUGCGGUGCUGAAAGUAGCAAAAGCCUCCAUUGAUCAAAGCAGGCAAAUGAGAUACAAAUCCCUGAAUGAAUACCGCAAGCACUUUCUCCUGAAACCUUUUCAGUCAUUUGAAGAGCUUACAGGAGAGAAAGAAAUGGCUGCAGAACUCAAAGAGCUCUACGGUGAUAUUGAUGCAAUGGAGCUAUAUCCAGCUCUUCUUGUAGAAAAACCACGUCCUGGAGCCAUUUUUGGCGAGACCAUGAUAGAACUUGGGGCACCAUUCUCCUUGAAAGGCCUCAUGGGAAAUGUAAUCUGCUCACCUGAGUACUGGAAGCCAAGCACUUUUGGGGGCAAAGUGGGCUUUGACAUUGUGAACACAGCCUCCCUCCAAAGCCUCAUCUGCAAUAAUGUGGCAGGUUGUCCUCUCACAGCCUUCCAUGUGCUGAACCCAGAAACAGCAGCAAUGAGCAAUAUCAGCACCUCCAGCACGUCAAUAGAGGAGAUCAACCCAGCAGUACUACUAAAAGAGCGGUCUGCAGAACUAUAGGGAACAGCUGUUUGUGGUUUUCUAUUUAUUAAUUUAUUUAUGUAAUUAUCUAUAUUAUUAUUGUUAUUAUUAUUAUUAUUUAUACAUCAGUCUACAUACCAGGAAUUUUUGUGCCUUGGUAUCUAACCUAGAAUGCCCAACUUAAAGGGAAGUUCUGCUCAUGUUUGCAGGACAGAAUUCCUUGUGGGUUUUUUUUUAACGUAUUGUCUUCUGUACCAGAAAAAUGUAUUCCAAAAUGGAUAAAAGACACUAAGAUUGCUGCUUAAACUUGAAUGCAAGCAACAGCUCUGUGGUGUUUCAAAACUUGAUAGUCUGUUAGGGAGCCAGGUUUAUGCCAGUAACACAAAGCCUUUCUGUUCUUGCACAUACUAUGCACAGAAAAAGAAUACAACCCUCCAAAUGUUGUCAAACUGCAGUUCCCAGAAGGAAUAAAUGCUGGGAGUUGCAGUAAAGCAGCAUCUGCAAGGCAUGUCAAUUUCCACCCUUGCAUUACAGAUAUUAGCAAAUGAAGGGGGGAGCAUAUUUAAAACCAAGCCAAAGCUGAUGCAAUUUUAAAGCACUUAUUCACAGGAAAUGUGAUAGGAUACAAAAAUAUUUAAACUCGGAUCUGUUAACUGGUAUAAAGUCAGGAAAUGGAAGACUAAUGUUCACUACCUCUCUCAUAUGGUACACAAUUAGAUUUUGAAAAUGCACUCAUCUUCAUAUGUAAUACAAAUGUGUAUUUAACUUUGCAAGUCAGAAAAUCUCAUUCCUGUUGGAUAUGUUUGUCCCAUGACUUUAGAGGAUACAAAACCACUGGAACUGUUCCUGUGCAAUUAUUGUUUAAAUGUAAGAAGAGAUAGUACUCCUGCAGAGACAUGAUACCUUUUGCAGGUAUCUGAGGAUUACCUGAUUCCCACCCCUGAAAUAAACAAACAUUGUACUUCUUGGGAUGUGAAAAUCUUCCACUAUCUCUUGCUGUGGUGAUGGAUUUUUUUUUAAUCCCACAGGGGAAUUUCUCUGGGGUUGGUGGGUGCAUGUAUGUUUAAAAUAGUUUGCAUUUUUGAAUGCAUCUCCUCAUUUACUUGGAAGUAUUUUUCAAAUGUACAUGUGGUAUUGUACACAUUUAUUCUUCAGUUAAAUCUAAGGCAAGAUGUUCUUUGCCCAACUGCCCAUUUUGGAAGAUGGACAGCAAAUAUGCAAACCAAGCAAAUUUAUUUCCUGUCCAUAAUUGUCUCUGCAGAAUCUGGGGGUGGGGGAAGACCACAUAGAGUAGCACUAAAAUCAUUUGCCACUAACUGCCAUUUUAAGUCUCUGCUGACAAAAUGUUUGUCAUUUUCUCAACUGUAAAUUGCCUUCGUUUGAAACUGCCACAGAGGAAGUGGCAAAUUACUUGCUGCUUCCUUGUUUUUUCUUGUGUAACAUGCAUAGUGGGGCUGUGUAUUUCCCUUAAGUAAGAAGAUUGUAUCCUAGAUGCAAUCUUAGCCUUAGAAGAGCUAUUGAAUUUAAUCAUGACUUGAUACUUGACAUUAUCCUUUUAACAGAGCACUUUAGAGAAAAAGAGAAAUAGGUCAUUUCAAUUUUAGGAUUUUAAUACUGUGGUGGGAUAUUGAGGGCAUCAGGUUGAGGAAGACUAUAGGCAGAUCAUAGUUUCUCUAGUUGACUUGUAACUUUAAAAAUGACAGUAUCUUCCUUUAAUUGGUGUGUGUGUGUGUGGGGGGGUGUUUCAUACAAUUUGACAAAAGUGUGAAGACUAAUGUACUGAAACCAGUAUGCCACUCACUAGCAAACCUAGUCCUUGUAAUUUAUUGUAAAGAUUCUUCAUAGGCCAAAGAAUUAAAGAGUCAGAUAGUAUAGGUGGAAAGCAAAGUUUCUGUAGCCAAGGUGAUUUGAGCAAUGGCUGCUGUCACCCAAAUCCUCUACAGAGAAAAUCCCAUGGGUAUACUUGGCAGUGCCCUUGUAGAUCUUGCACAGGAGAAGUUCCAGUGGGAUGUGCCCAAAGACUAAGACAACAGAGGGUUUGUUCUGAUAACCAUGUUUGGUUCAAGCUGGUGAUCCUACAGUGUAGAUUUGUAACAUUUCUUCAUUGAUUUCUCACCCUCACCCACCUUCCUUGGGCACUAAGGCAACCCUGUUCUUCCUGACUUUGGCAUUUACUUAUACUUUCACAAUCUCUCCUCCCAUUUUCCCAUCCUAGUUAGUAUCUCAUUUUGUCUUUUUUAUAAUGAGAUCGUGAAUCUCUGGGAAGGCAGGGCCUCUCCUUACAUUUUUAUUUUGUAAAGAAACAAAAAUGAAAUAAAAAUGGUAAGCAAUGUAAAAUGCUGGGUGCUAAUUAGUGAUAGUACACUGUAUCAUGCCAGUCAACGAAACAUGUCUUCCUCACUGUUGUGUUCAAUGUACAUAAAGCAAGCAAAUGUUUCUAUAUUGUAAGAAAGUGUAAUAUUUAUCUCAGCCUGCUGGUCUAGGUUGAGUGUCUGGAUUAUUGCUAUGGAUGCAGAGGGUAAUAGUUAAGUUUGUUGUGACCUCAAUCCAGAGAAAGUUGGUCACUGGUUAUCUCAUUGAUUUCACUGGAAUUAAAACAUAUUUAUAUAAAUUAUUUUUGACCCCCUUCAGCCAAAAAAGCUCCAGAAGGCAGCUUUCAAAUAAGAAGGAAGGUGUUCCCUAUCUAUAGACACAGUCUAAAAGAAGUUCCAAGAAUGAAAAAGAUAUUGGGAGGAUUGUGGGAGAGGGGGAGAAACUCAGGCACUACAUGGACUAACUCUCUCUGGAUUGUGGCCUUUAUUUAUAAUGAGUAAUAUAAUUUUAAUAUCUAUUUUUUACAUUCCAUGAUGUAUAAAAUGCUAAGAUUGUUGUAAAAGAAUAAAUUAUUUA
Sceloporus undulatus (fence lizard) is the source of this 4780-nucleotide messenger RNA. It is a transcript of the gene PTGS2, whose product is annotated as prostaglandin-endoperoxide synthase 2. Bases 119 to 1930 code for a protein of 603 amino acids. Gene Ontology annotation, biological process: cyclooxygenase pathway; response to oxidative stress. Gene Ontology annotation, molecular function: prostaglandin-endoperoxide synthase activity; heme binding; oxidoreductase activity, acting on single donors with incorporation of molecular oxygen, incorporation of two atoms of oxygen. The record is from RefSeq and is a predicted model, not a curated record. Gene Ontology annotation, cellular component: neuron projection; cytoplasm. NCBI's taxonomy places the organism in Eukaryota, Metazoa, Chordata, Lepidosauria, Squamata, Phrynosomatidae. The transcript has 10 exons.